AUGGAAAAUGCAUUUGGGUUUGGUUCAUCACAAGGCUUUUCGCAAAGCUCUCAACACGCAGUUGGGUCUGCCGAUGGCACCGACGUUUCGGAACUGAACCUCCUCAAUUGGCCACCCGAGGAAAAUGCCAUCUUCGAUUGGGAUGCACUCAACGCUGAGCUGCUUGGCGCUCCCUCAGACCCUAACUGUGAGCAGUGGUCACUAUUGAUGGCGACUGACCUGCCUGGGCAAUCAGUGAUGCCAUCACUUCAUACUAUCCAAAGCGACACUCUCGUCCCAUCACCUGAAACCCAAAUAAACGCCGCCGGUGUCCCUGCAACUCUUAACCGCCCUCCAGAACUAUAUAACCCUGUGCCUAUGCGUCGCGGGCUUACUGAUGUAACCCAAUUCCUAGAUGGUGCUUAUUGUCCACCGCAUCCCUGUAGCUAUUGCCGUAAGCACCGGUUGCAGUGUCUUAUUAUCCGGACUGCUCCAGCGAAUCCGAACCCAGUUACUGCGUGCUCGAGCUGUGUGGCUUUAUUCCGCGAAUGUAGCCUCGCAGUAGGAGAAAAACGCCAGCCUUCUGGAUUUGAGACUCUCGUCCCAGCGAUCGGCCAUCUCCAUGGGCUCCGAGAGCUGAGCGAAGAUGCCACUUUCGCGAACCAGGGCACCAUCCUGGAACAGGAGAACGAGCUAGACAUUUCUAUGCUAGACCCUUCCAAAGGCAAAACCGAACCCAGGGAUUCCAAACAGUUCAUCAGAAAAGGAGCCAGAGUCUUACGGGCUUGGUUCCUCCAGAACCAGGAAUGUCCCUAUCCAUCCGAAGAGCAAAAAGCCCAACUUCUCCGUGAGACAGGCUUCUCCAAGAAACGCAUCUCAACAUGGUUUGCCAAUGCCCGCCGACGCCAAAAACAGAAGAUGGAAUUCACCGGUCGUCCUCAGAUUCAACGAGCUGGCUCUCCAAUGCCUACCAGCCAAUUGACAACAAUGACGCCCUUUGAGCGAUGGCAGGCAUCCCCCCCGGAAGAUGACCCGGUGCCCGAAUCAGCGAUCAGAGAUGCGAUCGCCCAUUCUACAGCUGAUUUGGGCUGGGGUGACAUACCCGCUCCGAUUAACCACAAUUUCCCAACCGGGUCACCACUGCUGAACUUCGACUCGACAUCGUCCCUCUUCGACUCUUCCGUGUCAGGAUUCGGGAGCAGACAAUCAGAAGCAUCAUCCGACAGCAACUCCACGGCAUGGAGCCAUCGAUCAUCCAAUGAUGGUGCCUUGCCAUUCCCCAUAAAGCCACCCAGACACCAUAAACGCCGACCUUCACACGCUGUCGAAGAAUACCGAUACCAAUGCACUUUCUGCCCACAAUCAUUCAAAAAGAAAAACGAUUGGACACGCCACGAGACAAGUGUCCAUCUCUCCCUGGAAUCAUGGAUUUGCACCCCGAACCUUGCAGACCUGGAAUUGACCGAACUGGACCAGCUCGCGUGUACGUUCUGCGCCUCGUCAUUGCCUUCCCACGCCCAUUGGGAAGAACACGACUUCCGUGUCUGUGCGGAGAAACCUGUAGACCAGCGGUCGUUCGCUCGAAAAGACCAUCUCUGGCAGCACCUGCGCAAGUUCCAUGGCUGUACCAAGUCUCCUAUUCCGGACCUUGAGGCCUGGCGGUCGACGAGAGGCGAUAUUCGAAGUCGGUGUGGCAUCUGUGGACUGCAGCUCAAUACAUGGGCGCAAAGGACCGAUCAUCUGGCGGGACAUUUUAGGGAGGGCGCCCGGAUGGACCAGUGGGAAGGGGACUGGGGAUUAGAGCCAGAGAUCUUGGGCGUCUUGAAAAAUGCAGUGCUCCCGGGAAAACGUGAUUAUCGAACAUGA
Aspergillus alliaceus is the source of this 1845-nucleotide messenger RNA. RefSeq names its product homeobox domain-containing protein. Lineage: Eukaryota; Fungi; Ascomycota; Eurotiomycetes; Eurotiales; Aspergillaceae. Gene Ontology annotation, molecular function: DNA binding. The record is from RefSeq and is a predicted model, not a curated record. Bases 1 to 1845 code for a protein of 614 amino acids. Gene Ontology annotation, biological process: regulation of DNA-templated transcription. The transcript has a single exon.